Brachypodium distachyon (stiff brome) is the source of this 1921-nucleotide messenger RNA. Its product is annotated as protein NRT1/ PTR FAMILY 4.5. The transcript has 5 exons. The record is from RefSeq and is a predicted model, not a curated record. Gene Ontology annotation, biological process: transmembrane transport. NCBI's taxonomy places the organism in Eukaryota, Viridiplantae, Streptophyta, Magnoliopsida, Poales, Poaceae. Gene Ontology annotation, molecular function: transmembrane transporter activity. The coding region runs from base 135 to 1790 and encodes 551 amino acids. Gene Ontology annotation, cellular component: membrane.
GUAAGCCAGUAACCAGAAUUAUGGAGUGAUCGACCCCGUUGCGUGCGUGGUUGCGUGGAUGAGAGAGGGGUUAACAAACUAGUUUCUGCGGAGUACUCGCUGAUUAAUUAGGUUGGGCUAGCUAUUACGUACUUAUGGAACCUCAAUGGUGGGUAGAUUGGAGAGGGAAUGCUGUGGACGGCAGGAAGCAUGGAGGCAUCAAGGCAACUCUCUUUCUCUACGUUUUGGCUGUGCUGCGAAGCUGCCCUAGCAGCGCAAACCUCACCAUUGUGGCCUAUUUCCAUCGGAUAAUGCAUCUGGAUAUUGUGACCUCGUCAUCUGCGAUCACCUAUCUGGUCGGCUUCGUGUCGUUCUUUGCUGUCCUGAUGAACUUCAUCUCGGGUGCAUAUAUCCAGCGAACCACUGCUAUAUUUGUAUUUGGCCCCCUUGCGGUCCUGGGCUAUAUGUUAUUAGCAUUGCAGGCACACCUGCCUUCACUACAUCCUCCGGACUGUGAGAUAAUAAAAGAACCAAACAACUGUGAGACAACUGAAGGUUGGAACCUAACACUGCUCUUAUUGAGCUUAUUAAUGUUUGCCGUUGGAGAGGGCUGCAUGAAUGCUUGCAUACCAUUCCUCGGUGGAGAUCAGUUCAACAAUGAUGAUCCGAACGAAACACAGCUCAAGGGCAUGUUCCUGAGCUGGCUCAAGUUUGCAAAUUCCCUUGGAGCACUCAUCGGUUUGAUAUUCUUAGUUUGGAUCGAGAACAAUGUGGGCUGGACCAUUGGUUUUGCGAUAUCUGCAGUUUUGGUACUUGUAGGGCUGUUUGUGGCAGCCAGUGGACUGCCUUUCUAUAGAACAAAGAAGCCUAAUGGAAGUCCUCGAAAGAGAAUAUUGCAGGUUCUUGUCAGUUCAUCAAAGAAGAGGCAGGCUGCUACCGUGGAUGUUAUCGAGCUGCAAGAGAUUGGAGCAGCAGAUUGUAUUGAUGGGGAAGAUAAACCCAACAGUGAGAUCACUGGCACCACUGAAGUCGACGAGUUAACAAAGGCCAUCAUCCGAAUGCUUCCAAUCUUCAUCAGCUGCUUGCUCAUCUACCUGCCCUUCACGCUGCUAAGGACACUGACCAUACAAGUCGGCAGCACGAUGGACAAAGGGAUAGGCACGAUCCAGAUAUCCUCGGCCUCUCUCAUUGCAAUCCCAACAGCAUUUCACAUGUUUAUGCAACCAUGCUACAAGUGGAUAUUGACGCCACUGCUAAAGAGAUUCACAGGUCACACACACGCAAUCACCCCACUGCAGAGUAUUGGUGCUGCCUCCGCAUGCGGGAUAGCAGCAGCAUGCCUUGCCACAUUAGUGGAGACAAGAAGACUGACAGUCGCAGAACAGCAUGGGCUAUCAUCGACAGGAGCAGCUGUCCCAAUGUCCGUUUUGUGGCUGGUAAUGCAAUUCUUCCUUCUAAGCAUCAUGGAUGCAGCAUCGUUCACUGGACUGAUUGAGUUCAUAAAGAAUGAGUCAUCUCCAGAAAUGAAGCUGAUAGCACCGGCAGUGCAAUCCAUUCUUGCUGGAAUAGCAGCCUGGUUGGCAUGUGCUUUCAUACAUCUAGUGAACAGGGCGACAAAGUAUGGAAACAACGGAAGAGGUUGGUUGGAUGGAGCAAACUUUAACAGGGCACGCCUUGAUCGUUUCUUCUUGUUACUUGCAGCCUUCGAACUAGUGGCACUGAUCAACUAUGCUUUCUGGGCAAGGAGAUAUGCCAACAAGCAACGGAGCAGUGCUGUUGGAUUAGUCGAGACAGAUCAGGAAACUAGAUAGCCAAACAGUGUGAGAUAUAUCGAUGAUAGGUUAGGUCAUGGAGACCAAAGAAUUUUGAUGAAUUCGCCUUAGAUAGUCUAUCUAUGUUAUGCAGAUUUGUAACAUAGAAAUACUACAAUAUUCAUGAAUUA